This is a messenger RNA of Linum trigynum, 2427 nucleotides long. The record is from the annotation of a GenBank genome assembly. NCBI's taxonomy places the organism in Eukaryota, Viridiplantae, Streptophyta, Magnoliopsida, Malpighiales, Linaceae.
AUCUUCCAUUACCAUUAUGACUUUUAAGAUUGAACGAGAAAAUGGAAGGGGAGUAUCCUUGCUUUCAAACGUGGCUGACUAAAAUACUUUUUCGGUUCCGAGCAUGCCCAGCACCAUUACCACCGUCACCACACCCAAGACGAGACGUGAAGGCUCCGAGCGCUGCCGCUGAUUCUACAACUUGGCUUGUAAAAUAUUGUGAAUGCGGAAAGAUAAAUGCAGGCUCUGACUCUAUUGGAAAACAAGAUUUAAGAGUUACUAAUCUGAUCUUCCAUAGAAAACAACACGGGAAGGUGAAAGUGGGGAAACACACAACUGGAAGAUAACAGGGGAAGAAGGCAUAGACCAAAAGAAAUUAAUAAAAUGAAAGAAAACAAAGGAGGAGAGAAGCCUGAAAAUUUCGCUCCCACCUCUCUCCUACUUUCUGGGUUUUCUUCGACCUUUUGAUGACCGUUGGGAGCAAGCCUCCCUCGGUAGAGGCGGACCACUGCCUCAAGCCACCGGACGGAUCGCCGGCGACGACACCUAGCCAACCCAGCAAGCGUGCCAGAGCCAGCGGCGGGGAUGGAUUCCUUGAAGAAGAUGGUAUGGAUUUUGCAAUUGUAACAGCAAGAGGCACCGAUGAGGAAAAUCUGCAGGAGGAAGUGAACUUUAAUGUAGGGAACAAGGAAAGUAAGCCAAUGGAGACUGAUUCGGGGGGAACAAAGCUCUCAUACAAGGAUUCCUUCCUUGGAAAUGGACCGCCAGAAGAGAUCCCCGAGGGAGAUGACCUGAUGUCUGAUGAAUCUGAAGGAGAGGAGGCAGAGGACGAUCCCGAUUGCCCCACUAUCCGGCUUAAGAAAAGCACUGAUGCGCGAAUCCGUAAUCGAUGGAAGCGUGCAAUCACUUUUCGUGUUCUGGGUAAGGCCUUCCCCUUUGCUUUUAUCCACCGCAGAAUUCAUAAAAUGUGGGCUAAAACAGGAGGGGUCAAGAUUGGAGACAUAGGAAAUGGCUAUUUCCAGGCGAUAUUCGAUUCGCAGCUUGAUCACGAUCGUGCUUUGUAUGGGGGUCCAUGGACCAUUGACGACCACUACAUUGCCUCUGAACCGUGGCGCAUUGACUUUGAUCCUGACUUCGACUCCAUUAACAGAGCUUCAGUCUGGGUCAGACUUCCAAGGUUACCUCUAGCAUAUUUUGAUGAAGAAAUUCUUUCCGAUAUUGGAGAUAAGCUGGGUAGAGUGGAAAAGAUUGAUUUCAACACGGCCAAUGGAUCAAGGGGGAAUUAUGCUCGCAUCUGUGUGGAAAUAGAUCUGAGGAAAAGAUUAGUUUCUAAGUAUCGGAUCAAAAGAAGGGUUAGGAGGGUGGAGUAUGAAGGACUCCAUACUGUUUGUUUUGGGUGUGGGCAUUAUGGCCAUGUCGAGGACUCCUGUCCACAGGGCUCUCAGCGUGAGACAUCAUCACCCGAGGACCGAAUGAAGGCUAGUAGUAAACCAGCUGAGCCAGAAAUCAGACCUGAAAUCUUGGAGGAUUUUGGGCCAUGGAUGUUGGCCACAAGGAAUCGGAGGAAACCUAGGCCUAAAGUCCAACAACAAGCAGGGGGAAAGGUGCAAGGAGAAGAGGAUCAGAAGAAAGAAACUUCAGGAUCCAGGUUCAAUGUAUUGGAAGAAGAAUCUGAAGAGGGAGAAAAGAAUACUCAAGAAGCUCAGGAAGAGGAGGAAACUACUACCACAGGAGAGAACAUGGAAGCAGAUAAUGGAGCGGGGAAGGAGAAUAGUCAAGUGGAAUCAAGUAGGGAAAAGGAAAAAGAGCAGCAAAAGGAAAAUCAGAAACAGGAGAAAAAGAAGCAUAAGGAAAAUACGGAUGGAGAUCAGAAUAGGAAACCACACCAGAAAAUGACACCAGAACAUCUUAAAACCAGCUCUAAACUGGCCAUGGAAAAGGGAGAGGAGGCUUCAAAAUCUAGAGCCAAGCUGAGUUCGGGAGAGAAGAAACAAGAGGGCCAAGUCAGUAAGAAAGUCAUGGCAUCAGGGACCAAGGGGCACAAUGUCAGCCUGCAGGCUGAUGUCCAACAUACAUCUACGAGUAUGGCUAAUCAAGCCAAACAAAAAAAUGGCACGGGGAAAGAAAGCUCCAAGGAUGCCAAGCAAGGUCAUCAACCAAAAAUGAAGGAAAUGAGUCUAAAGAAUGGAAAGCAAGGUAGAAGCCCUGAGAUGAAAAAUAAACUGUCACCAGAAAAUGUGAAGCAUCCUCCCCGCAGAAUCAGCUUUGAAUCCAAGCAGGAAGAGGAAGCACAGAAACCUGAAAAUGCUAUCCAUGAUCCCAAAGCUAAUUGCAGUGGAGAAAUGGAUGGGACGGCUAUGGCCGUUGACCUCGUCUAAGUUUCAACCUUGUGUUGAGGGAAGGGAAGUACUCACUAAUCUGUAUAAUGAUUAAAGUCUUCUCUUGGAA